AUGUUGAAUGUGAUUACGAUUUAAAUCUUAAAGAUUUCAAUUAUUCACCUUACUAGAUUGAUUCUAAAUGAUGUAUUUUCAUAGAGAGUCCAUGGUAGAUAUGAAAUGAUUUAAUUUUACCUUAUUACACUCAUAUAAAUAUCACAAUUGCUGUUAGUGAUAUUAAUAAGUAAUUAUAACCAUUUAAAGUUGAUAAAUUUUAUAUAAGAACAAAAAGUUUCUAAUUUUUUUUAAAGUCCAAAAAAGCAUUUGUUGAACUAUUUGAUGAUGCAACAACAAAAAAAGUUGAGGAAGAAAUAAUAUUGCCAAAUCAAAAUUAAGUAAUAACACAAUAUUUUCCUCAUUCAUUUGUACUUAAUAAAAUACAUUUCUUUCAUUAUUUGAUAUCAAAAGGAAUUUAUAAUUAAAUAGAUGAUUUAUGUAUGGAGGUGAUGCAAUUUGGAUUUUACAGUCCAAUAUAAAAAGAAAAAAUGGAAUAACAAAAUUGA
Paramecium sonneborni is the source of this 488-nucleotide messenger RNA. Lineage: Eukaryota; Ciliophora; Oligohymenophorea; Peniculida; Parameciidae. The record is from the annotation of a GenBank genome assembly.